Molecule: messenger RNA, 5736 nt
Organism: Vombatus ursinus (common wombat)
Lineage: Eukaryota; Metazoa; Chordata; Mammalia; Diprotodontia; Vombatidae
Product: protein quaking
Exons: 8
Coding region: 283-1305 (340 amino acids)
Biological process (GO): regulation of mRNA splicing, via spliceosome
Cellular component (GO): nucleus
Molecular function (GO): mRNA binding
Source: RefSeq, a predicted model, not a curated record
UUGUGGGAGCAGCGGCCGCGGGAGGGAAAAGUGCCUGCGGGGGGUGGGGGGGGCAGAGCGGGCGGUUCGAUUUCCUGCGCUGUGGGGACAGUCGGCUUCCCCCCCUGCCCCCCCGUCUCCUCCUCCUCCUCCUCUUCCUCCCGUCCCCUUCCUUCCCCGCUGCGGGCGAAGAUUGCAGACCCUCCCGGAGCAGCCCCCGGCUUCUUGGGGCUCGCCCCCCCGCCCCCUGUGCCCCCCUUUUCUUCCGUGGCGGCGGGCGGUGUGAGCUGCGGGGCUUGGAAUAUGGUCGGGGAAAUGGAAACGAAGGAGAAGCCCAAGCCGACCCCAGAUUACCUGAUGCAGCUGAUGAACGACAAGAAGCUCAUGAGCAGCCUGCCCAACUUCUGUGGGAUCUUCAACCACCUCGAGCGGCUGCUGGACGAAGAAAUUAGCAGAGUACGAAAAGACAUGUAUAAUGACACUUUAAAUGGGAGUACAGAGAAAAGGAGUGCAGAGCUCCCUGAUGCUGUGGGACCUAUUGUUCAGUUACAAGAGAAACUCUACGUGCCUGUAAAAGAAUACCCCGAUUUUAACUUUGUUGGAAGAAUCCUUGGGCCCAGAGGACUAACAGCUAAACAACUGGAGGCCGAAACAGGGUGCAAAAUAAUGGUCCGAGGAAAAGGCUCAAUGAGGGAUAAAAAGAAGGAGGAACAAAACAGAGGCAAACCUAAUUGGGAGCACCUAAAUGAAGAUUUACAUGUACUAAUCACUGUGGAAGAUGCUCAGAAUAGAGCAGAAAUCAAACUGAAGAGAGCUGUUGAAGAAGUAAAAAAAUUGUUGGUACCUGCAGCAGAAGGAGAAGACAGCCUUAAGAAGAUGCAGCUGAUGGAACUUGCAAUUCUGAAUGGCACCUACAGAGAUGCCAACAUUAAAUCACCAGCCCUUGCCUUUUCUCUUGCAGCAACAGCCCAGGCCCCAAGGAUUAUUACUGGGCCUGCGCCUGUUCUCCCACCAGCUGCCCUGCGUACUCCUACGCCAGCUGGCCCUACCAUAAUGCCUUUGAUCAGACAAAUACAGACCGCUGUCAUGCCAAACGGAACUCCUCAUCCAACUGCUGCAAUAGUUCCUCCAGGACCUGAGGCUGGUUUAAUUUACACACCCUACGAGUACCCUUACACACUGGCACCAGCUACGUCAAUCCUUGAGUAUCCUAUUGAACCUAGUGGUGUAUUAGGUGCGGUGGCUACUAAAGUUCGAAGGCACGAUAUGCGUGUCCAUCCUUACCAAAGGAUUGUGACCGCAGACCGAGCCGCCACCGGCAACUAACCUAUGACCUUCUGACCUCUGAACUCUUCACCCAAUGAUGACCUGACCAUGCCUGCCUGCUGAUCAGUUAACUGGUAAUCGCCUUUGCUUGCCUGUCAUCAGUGCAGCGAGCUGAGGCACUUGUCCGUUCGUCUUACCAUCUAACCAAACAAAAGACAAAGAAAUUGUUGUCCUCCAACUCCGCUUUUUUCCCCCCUGUUUGGGUGAAAGUGGUUGUAGAACCUGCACUGAAUAGUAGUAAAGCAAUAAGGUCCAAUCCAUCCCUCAGCACUGAUCAUCCUUUAGCGUUCCGCCCUAAACGAACGGUAAGAAGGCCUCUCUUAAGAAAUGACAACAAAUGGCCCUUAACUACCCGAUGACAGAGGCAGUUACUGUGAGAGACUUCUAGGAAUCCUUUUCUUCUCAUAGGGAAGUCAAAGCUCUCUCUCUCUCCCUCUCUCUCUCUGAAUGUACUGUGCGAUGAUGCAUCAUGCAUGAACCUUUGGUCAGGGAUGUCAUUGGUGAAGUGAUUUCAAAAAGUAUUCAAAAUUUGACAUGCUGUUUAGUCACUACAGUGCCCUCAAAGGGCAGAAGUUGCAGCCUUUUUUUAUAUUGCUUGCCAAAUUUGAUGUAGUAAAAGAAAGUGUGCCAUGAAAGAAAAAUUAACAAGGAAUUUUGAAAACUAAUGCAAAGAACAAAACUGCAACACUAUUUUUUAAAAAAGAAAAAAAAAAUCUGAGUUAAAAUUAUCGAGCCUGUAUUUUACACCUCCUUAAAAGAUUAUAUGAGAACAAGGUACAUGCAUUAUGUGUCACAUUACUGGGCAAACUGUUCAAAUAUUUUUUUUAAACCUCCCUGUAUAGAAAAAUCAUUAAGGAUGUAAAAGCCAUGCUUGCCUAUUUGCUGUAUACAUGUAAUGAAAUUGUAGAUAAAAGUGUAGUGCAUUGAAACAAAUGAACAAAAAAAGUAGAUACUUUUACUAUACAAGGGUGCUGGUGCAGAAAAAAAUAUAUAUUUUUGGAAAUGUAGCAUUUUAUACUUUCAAGUGUUAUAAAAAAAAAGAAAAAAAGAACAAAGAAACCCUUUAUUUCAUUAAAUGAUUUUUUUCUGGUGGUUGUCAAGAAACAAAAGACCAAAAGAGCCUUUUUGUCUUUCUUUUUUAUUUUUUAAGUAUUGGAAUAAGUCUAAAGAAAAGAAAGUGCCUUAUUUUCCUUCAUGGUCAUUUAGUCAAGUGUCUCGUAAAAUCAGCUCCUCCCUCUGAGAGAAGUGAAUGCAUGCCGCUCCGCCCAGUGUGUGAGGAAAGAGGAGGGGGGGCAGGGAAGACACAUGAGUUGAUGGUUUGAAUUAGAAGAUAUUUGCUAUGUUACCUUGAUGCAAAUUUGCCAAAUCUGAUACUGUGAAAAAAAAAAAUUUGAUAACUUUUCUAUCUUAUGCCAGACUGCUCAUUCAUUUUUAAAACAUUUUCAUUCUUUUAAAAUCAUAAGUAUUUUUGUUUCAUGCACUUGCUCAACUCAAAUUCAAAGGAUCUGAGACAAAAACUGUGUUAUUCUUUCUCACUAUCAAAUUAAAAAAAGUAAAUAGAGCGCUGUUUUGUUUUAAGGGGAUGACUUAUAUUCUUAUUGAUUGAAUAGUAGUGACCUAUAAAAGACUUCACUAAUUUCACAUAAUAAAGAUUUGUGAAUUUUACCAAUUUUUAGUCUAAAAGUUACUUAAAACUUAUACAAAAUUUUAUAGAACUUCUACCUGCCAUGUCAGAUAAUUUCUAUGAUACAACUUUUUCAUUAGUUCUAACUUCCUUUGCUUUUGACUUUUAAAAGAAUGUUAGAAAUUAGCAUUAAUUUGCAUAUAAAGGCUCAACUAUGUAUCCGUUUAAGCUUCCUAAUUCAUGUGAAGUUGAAACAGUUGGCCUUGUGUGAUAGUUGAAGCAAUUUGUGCACAAAGCUGAUUUCUAAAUACUUGCAUGAUUAUUCAUUUUUUUUUAACAACUCAGUACCAGACAUGGCAAAUUUAUCAAGUGACAUUGUGUUCCCCAACUUAUCAACUCAUUCCCUCUUACAUACCUUCACAGCUUUGAAGUCAAAGGUCAGCAGUAAAGCUCAGUAAGCACCUGCAUGGUGACCUCAUCUAUCACCUUGUCUCACUUGGAAAUGAUUUUCAGUUUAUUUACUAUGCAAUAGACAUUCAUCCCUUUAUAUUCAGCUAGUUUUUGUUUAAUGUGCCACUGCUUUGUCUUCCUGUUACAUAUGCAAUGUUUUGAUUUCCUUACAAUAUAUGCUGUGCCAUUUUGAUUUUUAUUUUGGUUGGUUGAAUAAACUCGCGACACUCAAAACAUUUGAGGAGAGAUUUGCUAAAAUGAUACCAGUAUUUGUUCCAGUUUCAUCUCAACUAUGAUAAACCUGGACAUUUUAGAUGUUUAUCAAAGGUCUUUUAUUGGGAAGAAAAUAAGUGUAUGAAAUACAUGUGUGACAUUUAUGAGUAACGUUUGCUCUAAACAAACUUUUCAAAACUUAGUUGAUGAAAUUUUAGAUCAACUUAAAAAAAAAGCAUGACUUUUGAAAUCUCUGAAUGCCUUGGUUCUCAGUAUUAUCAUUCUUUAUUGAAUUUAUUUCUUAUUAAAAUAUGUAGUUUUAAGACUUUUUUUCUGACAGUAUUAUGUAAUUUUUUUUUAGAGUGGGUAGAUGGGAGUGUCGCUUGUAUGCUACCAUACAGCUGACAUGUAUUUUGUCUAUUCUUUAUUAUCUUAGUAGUUUCAUGCUAUGUAUGUACCAUAACCAACCUAUUGCCUAUGAGAAACAUGUAAGAUAAUGUAUUUACAGCCAUUGUUACAAGUUUAUAAUGUAUUUUUCUAUCUUGUUUUAUAUGUAUGUUAUAUAACAUUCAAAAAGAAUUUUUUUCCUGAUUGAGAAAAGGAUACAAAAUGCAAAACCCACAAUUUUGAUAACUGAAAAUUGCCAAUUGUUUUGCAGUACUUUAUUAUAUUGAGAGUGUUGUCUUUCUUGGGCUUUUAGUUAGCUACUGAAUGAAUACAUUAGACACAUUCGGGUUUUAGUUGGGAUUUUACAUAGCUUGCAUUUUAAUUCUUUGGUUCUUUGCUGUUUCUAUUAACCCAUAGCAUUAUUUUAAUAAAUGUUAUAAUACCAACCUACUAACUCUGGACUAUGUCUGUUUAUUAACCUAUCCAUGUUUAAUUAAAAUCAAUAAAUAAAUAAAGACAGAAGAAUGUAAAGUCUUGAGUUACUGGACUAACCCUGAAGAACGUGACCACAGAUAACACAGCGUGACUUGUUUUUUAUGUUGUUUGUCAGCUGACAAUUCUGCACACUACUGUUAAGUUGGCUUUGGUUAUUCUGGCCUUUUCCCUUGGGGGUAGAUGCCAGUAGAGAUGGGAACAAAGGAGUAUCUACUGGAGGCAUUCUUCUUGUAGAGUCUUGCCACUUGCCUUUCAGCAUCUGCAUUACUAAUUCCACACUUUCUUAUUUUUCCUCCUCCAAAAUAAUCACUGUCUGCUCACAGCAAAAGAGCAAAGAGGCUCAGUGUGAUGAUAUACCAAGAGAAACCAGUUUGAUUCUUUGUUGAACCAUUUUCUCUAGCUUUUCCAUAAGAAGCAGGUAAUUUUCAUGGUCUAUACUAAAAGGCAAAGAAUCUGGUUAUUUCUUACAAUUUUCCUAAUACUUGUAAAAAGUUGAUUUGACAUUUUUCCUUUGUAAAGCUUAAGCAGUGUUAAACUUUUACUGUUAUGGUUAUAGUUACGUCAUUAUUAGCUCAGGGGACUACGACCUAGGCAAAGCCAAAGGUUAAAUUGACUGUUUCUCAUGAGGUGAUUGACAGACAUAAAAACAGCAAACAACCUUUUAGACACCACUAUUGGUGUUACCUCAUGUUUUCUUUGCCCUUCCAUAUCCCUCCCUACCCCCACCCCCCUACACCUUUAGAUAAUUGAUUAAAACAUGGAAGUGGGGGAAAAUUAGCACUUAAAAGUUGCAUUUGGUGAAUUGUCUGUGUGCAGAUUUUAAGAAUUGUAAGAAUUGUGACUACUUUAAUGUUUAUCCAAGUUGCAACCUUGUUAAAGCCACUUAGGUUUAUGAACAUAAAAUUUUCUGUUACAUGCAAAGAGACCACCUGUUAACCAAAUAGUUUUUCAUGUGCAUCAUUUUAUUUCACAGAUACUGGUCGCUUUCCUUUUCUGUGAAAACAUUGUAUUUUUCUAGAUGAUAAAAUUCUAAAGGUGAAUAAUUGCAUUUGUAAAAGCAGAUUUAUUUCUGCGGUUUGUAAUUAAUUAACCUCUCGAGUUCCAAAAAGGAUUUUUUUUGGCCUGGGAGGAGGUUGGGGGAAGUGUUUAGGGAGUAGGUAGCCUGGAUCGAUGGAAUAGGUAGGCAGUGUCUCUAUGGCUAAAACAGCCUAUUGGAUCAGUCACACAUCAGCGUUCUUUAAUAAAAGAAAUUUAUGUGUUUA